AUGUUUGUGGAUGGCCGCCAGCGUGAUGCUUCAUUCCAGCGGCAAACGGGCUAUGCUCAGCAGCAGGAUCUCCAUCUCCACACCUCCACCGUGCGCGAAGCACUAGUCUUCAGUGCCCUACUCAGACAACCUCACCAUAUUUCACGCAAGGAAAAGCUCGACUACGUCGAUGAGGUGAUCAGCUUGCUCAGUAUGGAGGAGUAUGCUGACGCCAUUGUUGGUGUACCAGGAGAAGGGUUAAACGUCGAGCAGCGAAAACGUCUGACAAUUGGAGUGGAGCUUGCAGCACGUCCGAAGCUGCUUAUCUUCCUUGAUGAGCCCACCUCCGGCUUAGACAGUCAGACUUCGUGGUCUAUCUGUAACUUGAUGGAGAAAUUGACUCGCAGCGGGCAGGCCAUUCUCUGCACCAUCCAUCAGCCCUCAGCAAUGCUCUUCCAGCGAUUUGAUCGAUUGCUUCUCUUGGCGAGAGGUGGUAAGACAGUAUACUUUGGAGAAAUCGGUGAGAACUCAAAGGUUCUGAUGGACUACUUCGUCAAAAAUGGCGGAGAGCUCUGUCCAGCUAUGGCGAAUCCAGCCGAGCACAUGUUGAAAAUCAUUGGAGCAACUCCCGGGCAACACACUAAUAUUGACUGGCAUGAGACUUGUCGCAAGAGUCCGUAG
Penicillium olsonii is the source of this 660-nucleotide messenger RNA. The record is from the annotation of a GenBank genome assembly. Lineage: Eukaryota; Fungi; Ascomycota; Eurotiomycetes; Eurotiales; Aspergillaceae.